AUGGCCAUGACCGACGACCACAUCCUCACGCUUACGUGCCCGGACAAGCCUGGCAUCGUCCACGCCGUCACCGCCGUCUUCGCCCGGCACGGUCACAACAUCCUCGACCUGCAGCAGUUCAGCGACCCCGUCUCGAAUCGCUUCUUCAUGCGCGUCCACUUUGGCCCGGCGCCCGACAAGAGCACGACGGAGCAUCUGACGACGCCCUUUGGCGAGCUCGCCGCCGAGUAUGGCAUGACCUACGACGUGCGGCCGACGGCGCGGAAGAUGAGGGUCCUCAUCAUGGUCUCCAAGAUCGGACACUGCCUGAACGACCUGCUGUUCCGAAUGAAGGCUGGCCAGCUGCGCAUCGAGUCGACGUCCGAGUCGCUCACGCUCGCGCCACAGGUCCCCGUCAUCGUCUCCAACCAUGCCGACUACGAACCCCUCGCCCGCAGCUACGGUAUCGAGUUUCACCACCUCCCCGUCACGAAGGAGACCAAGACGGAGCAGGAGUCGCGCAUCCUCGAGCUCGCCCAGCAGCACGGCGUCGAGCUCAUCGUCCUCGCCCGCUACAUGCAGGUCCUAUCCCCGACCCUCUGCUCCGCCAUGUCCGGUCGCAUCAUCAACAUCCACCACAGCUUCCUGCCCUCCUUCAAGGGAGCGAAGCCCUACCACCAGGCCUACGACCGCGGCGUCAAGAUUACCGGCGCCACCGCUCACUUUGUCACGGCCGACCUGGACGAGGGGCCCAUCAUCGAGCAGCGUGUGGCCCGUGUCGAUCACAGCAUGGACCCCAAGGAGCUGACCGAGGAGGGCUCCAUUAUUGAGAGCCAGGUGCUCGCCACCGCCGUGCGCUGGUACGCCGAAAAAAGGGUCUUCCUGAACGGCGUCAAGACGGUCGUCUUUGCCUAA
Messenger RNA from Drechmeria coniospora, 894 nucleotides. Its product is annotated as formyltetrahydrofolate deformylase. Lineage: Eukaryota; Fungi; Ascomycota; Sordariomycetes; Hypocreales; Ophiocordycipitaceae. Bases 1 to 894 code for a protein of 297 amino acids. The record is from RefSeq and is a predicted model, not a curated record. Gene Ontology annotation, molecular function: formyltetrahydrofolate deformylase activity. The transcript has 2 exons. Gene Ontology annotation, biological process: 'de novo' IMP biosynthetic process.